AGGAAGCUUUCAGCCCGCCAUUUGGCCUUGCUCCUCCACUGCCGAGCAAAUACUGCUCCUUCUUGCCAGCCCAGCGACCAAGAUUUCCAACGUCAACCGUUGACAGCUACACAAUGCAGCCCGCCCGAUUCGGUCUACAUUCUUCAGACGAGCCCUUCAAUGGUCCGCAAGGCUUGGGGCAAUGAGUUCGCCGGGUCCCAUCGAUGUGAAACACAUCCCGCGCUCUUACACCUCGAAUUGGGAAGCACCUAGCCAUCGAGCCCUGACAUAAAUACGAGAUUUCUUGCCCAGAGACGGCGUUCAACAUCGCAACGACGCCCAGCGCCAUAUUCAAAGAUGUCGAGUUCAAGUCAAGUACGAGACGGAAUAUGGCUGCCCACGGCUUUCAAAACCAACAAAACUAAAUUCAUGUAUUAUCUUUCAGCAACACAUCGAGGAGACAUGUACGCUAUUCGAGCAGCAAUGACUCUCCUCCCAGGACCUCUCUUCAUAUACGAUAGCUCCGACAAGACGCAAGAUCUAGAGACUUACCUUUGCUGGACGGCACGGAAUCUGGGUCAAGACUACUUCACCGUCCCUUGGAACUACACCGAAUACUCAGCGCCUGGAGCUAUAAACUACCCGAGCAAGAUCGCAAAUUGCACUUUGGGCAUAGGGAAUGGCACCGAUGGAAAUGGAUACAAAUCAGCACCCUUGGGCCACGAAUACCAGCAUAUGCUUUUAUACCGGAAGGACUUCAAGCUCCGUAGCGAGGCGAACGCGAGUCGAGCUUUUGCUACCGGGAUCAGUGAUGGAAACUUCAAGAAGAUCAAGGAGUCAAUGGCCUUGUUUCCCAAUCCAAGCGUCGAAGCGAAAAUCAAAGCAAUGUUGCAACCGAUAGUUGUAACUUUGUUCGGAAAUCCCACUGCUCAAAAUACAGUACUUGUAGUGCAUCGAGAUUCAGGCGCAGUUGGAGGAGCUACACCGGGGGCAUACCCUGAACUCGACACUGGCCAUGCAUUGGAGCAGAUCCUCGAAGUCGUCUCUAGCACGGCAAGCAGCUCUGGAGACCCUCUCAGGCCCGUCAUGUGCGGCAGCGUCGCGAGCACAGGCAAGGCGCGUAGCAUUGGAGAGUACUGGCUUCAACUGAGUAGCGUCAGAGCUGCAUACAAUGACGACCCCAACGUCACCAAGCGAGACAUCGAAGCGCUCUUCCUCCUUACCGCCUACGAAAUGAACUGUUUCCAACUCGUAGUCGGUUUCCGCAGCGGAGCAGUCGAUCUCUUCACUCUCAUGGGCAUCCCCAGCGUCUCAAUCGGACUCAGAUAUCUUGUUGGAGAAGACCGGCACGAUUAUCUCGCCCAGAGUAUCUUCCAGAGAGUCAACGUGAAGUACGACCUCCCACGCCAUAAGGCAACUGCUUGGAUUCGGUCCAAACAUGCUGCCCCUGACUCUCACGUAAAUGUGCUUUAUUCGCCAUAUUGGGCUAUGACUGGGAAUCCGAACGGCGUCAAUCCAAAUGAUCUUCGUCCAAUGCCGUCGAAAGUCUUCACGCAAGAGCUACAAGAUAAAGCUCGGGCAGAACUCCCUGGUCCUUUUGGCGGCUUCGAUAAUUGGGUCUUUGAGGUUGGGUUGAACAUUGCGUGCGAGAAGUUUAUUCAUGGAUGGGGAAAUACUACUGAACGUAUAACUCCCGAAGCGAACGAUUUCAUUAUCAACGCCGCGUAUGCAAGGUAUUGCUACCCUGCUGCUUUGAGCAAGCAAAUGGAUAAGCUACCUGCACACUUUAAGAAGUUGCAGGAAUUAGAACUAAUAGAUCUUGGGUCGCAUCAGAAAAUGGUUGUAGAGUUGCAAGAAGGAAGUAUUCAGCGUUAUUCUGUUAUGGGGUACAAACUUGAGGCUGAUGAAAUGUGGGGACGGUUGAAACCAAUUAUGAAGGAACUCUCGUGAUGUGGACUAGAUAUAAAUAAGUUCCCGAAAUUGAAAGUCUUUUGG
Molecule: messenger RNA, 1974 nt
Organism: Hyaloscypha bicolor E
Lineage: Eukaryota; Fungi; Ascomycota; Leotiomycetes; Helotiales; Hyaloscyphaceae
Exons: 1
Coding region: 337-1929 (530 amino acids)
Source: RefSeq, a predicted model, not a curated record